GUGAUCAUGGACUUGAUCUUGGACUUCCUAGCUUCCAGAGCUGUGAGCAAUAAAUUUCUGUUGUUUAUAAGCUACCCAGUCUGUGGUAUUUUGUUAGAGCAACCCGAAUAGUCUGAGACAGGCCCUACCCUAGACCUACUGAAUCAGAAACGGUGGGAGUGUGGGGAUUUUUAACUGUAUUUUAACAAACCUUCCAGGUGAUUCGAAUGCACACUCAAGCUUGAGAACCACUGUCCUGUGGUGUCUAGCUCAGGAAACUACACCUUGGAGUUCACUGGAGAUGUUUAUGUGAUGACUGACCAUGUGGACAUUAUCUUUCCAGGGAGCCCCUGGAUCAGAUCUUCCUCCAGAUUCCACCUCACCUCUUCUUAGCAGCUCUGCUUGAGUUUACAGAUGUCCACCAAACUUUAGGCUCCUGAGAGAAUAAAGGUUGAGACCCAGCAUGACCAUGUCAGCUAAUUGGACCUCUCACCAGAAAUCCCUGGGCCUGGCUCCAGAGGAAUAUGGCAGCUCAUGUGAGGGAUCAGUGUCCUUCAGGGAUGUGGCUGUAGAUUUCAGCAGAGAGGAGUGGCAGCAGCUAGACCUUGAUCAGAAAAACCUGUACCGGGAUGUGAUGCUGGAGACCUAUAGCCACCUGCUCUCAGUAGGGUAUCAAGUUCCUGAAACAGAGGUUUUCAUGUUGGAGGAAGGAAAGGAGCCAUGGGCACUGCAGGGUGAGAGCCCACAUCAGAGCUGUCCAGAAGAAUUGUGGCAGAUUGAUGACCAGAUAGAGAGCUAUCAACAAAGAGAAAACAAAUCUUUAAGAGAUGUUGCUUUCAUCAAGAAAAUAUUGACUAUAAAGAGGGAUUAUGAAUAUAAAGACAGAAAAAUAAUUCAUGUGAGCCAAAACAUUCCUUCCCCAAAGAGACCUCAUCAGUGUGACUUAUAUGGAAGUGCUUUAAGCCAUAAUUUAGAUUUACAUGGUCAUAAUAGAAACAGUGGAUCAAAGAACAUUAAUAAGAUUACUGAAUAUGGUAAAAUUUCUUCCUGUACUAAACAUGAGUGUACUCCAACAGGAGAGAAAUUAUGGGGCCAUAAUCAAUGUGGAAAAAUCCUCAGCUAUAAACAAGUACCCUGUCAACAUCAGAAAAGUCAUACUGGGGCAAAAUCUUAUGAAUGUGCUGAAUUUGGAAAUAUCUUCACCCAGAAGUCACAACUCAAGGUACAUCUGAAAGUGCAUACAGGAGAAAAACUGUAUGUAUGUAUUGACUGUGGGAAGGCUUUUGUACAGAAGCCAGAAUUCAUUACACAUCAGAGAACUCAUACUAGAGAGAAGCCCUAUAAGUGCAGUGAAUGUGGGAAAGCCUUUUUCCAAGUAUCUUCUCUUUUCAGGCAUCAGAGAAUUCAUACUGGAGAAAAACUCUAUGAAUGCAGUGAAUGUGGGAAAGGCUUCUCUUAUAACUCAGAUCUUAGUAUACAUCAGAAAAUUCAUACUGGAGAGAGACACCAUGAGUGCAGUGAUUGUGGCAAAGCAUUCACGCAGAAGUCCACACUCAAGAUGCAUCAGAAAAUUCAUACAGGCGAGAGAUCCUAUAUAUGUAUUGAAUGUGGACAGGCCUUCAUCCAGAAGACACACUUGAUUGCGCACCGAAGAAUUCACACUGGAGAAAAACCAUAUGAAUGCAGUAACUGUGGGAAGUCCUUCAUUUCCAAGUCACAACUGCAGGUACAUCAACGAACUCACACAAGAAUGAAACCGUCUAUAUGCAACGAAUAUGGGAAGGUUUUCAACAAUAGUUCCAAUCUCAAUACACAUAAGAAAGUACAAAUGAGAGAGAAAUCUUCCAUAUGUACUGAAUGUGGUAAGGCCUUUACGUACAGGUCAGAGUUGAUUAUACAUCAGAGAAUUCACACCGGAGAGAAACCUUAUGAAUGCAGUGAUUGUGGAAAAGCCUUCACUCAGAAGUCAGCACUCACAGUGCAUCAGAGAAUUCAUACAGGAGAAAAAUCAUAUAUAUGCAUGAAAUGUGGGCUAGCCUUCAUCCAGAAGGCACACUUGAUUGCCCAUCAAAUAAUUCAUACAGGAGAGAAACCUUAUAAAUGUGGUAAUUGUGGGAAAUCCUUUACUUCCAAGUCACAACUUCAUGUGCAUAAACGAAUUCACACAGGAGAGAAACCUUAUAUGUGCACUAAAUGUGGGAAGGCAUUUACCAACAGGUCAAAUCUCAUUACACAUCAGAAAACUCAUACAGGAGAGAAAUCCUAUAUAUGUCCUAAAUGUGGCAAGGCCUUCACACAAAGGUCAGACUUGAUUACACAUCAGAGAAUUCAUACUGGGGAGAAACCUUAUGAAUGCAAUACCUGUGGAAAAGCCUUCACCCAGAAGUCACACCUCAAUAUACACCAGAAAAUUCACACUGGAGAGAGACAAUAUGAAUGCCAUGAAUGUGGGAAAGCCUUCAACCAGAAAUCAAUACUCAUUGUGCAUCAGAAAAUUCAUACAGGAGAGAAACCCUAUGUGUGCACUGAGUGUGGAAGAGCCUUCAUCCGGAAGUCAAACUUUAUUACUCAUCAGAGAAUUCAUACUGGGGAGAAACCUUAUGAAUGCAAUGAUUGUGGAAAAUCCUUCACCUCCAAGUCUCAGCUCCUGGUGCAUCGACCAAUUCACACAGGAGAAAAACCAUAUGUGUGUGCUAUAUGUGGGAAAGCCUUUAGUGGCAGGUCAAAUCUCAGUAAACAUCAGAAAACUCAUACCGGAGAAAAGCCCUACAUUUGUUCUGAAUGUGGGAAGACCUUCAGACAAAAGUCAGAACUGAUUAUACAUCAUAGGAUUCAUACUGGAGAGAAACCUUAUGAAUGCAGUGACUGUGGUAAAUCGUUCACUAAGAAAUCACAGCUCCAAGUGCAUCAACGAAUUCACACAGGAGAGAAGCCUUAUGUGUGUGCUGAGUGUGGGAAGGCCUUCACUGACAGAUCAAAUUUGAACAAACACCAGACAACGCACACUGGAGACAAACCCUAUAAGUGUGUAGUCUGUGGGAAAGGCUUUGUUCAGAAAUCAGUUCUCAGCGUGCAUCAGAGUAUUCACACCUGAGAGAAACAUUCUGAGAAAACCUCAGUGAGAUCAGAUUUUAUUUUACAUUAUGGAAUUCGUGCAACAGAAAACUAUGCAUAUUAUCGUAACUAGAAAUGCUCCAUAGAAUGUCGUACAUUACUAUACAGAAGAGGACCUCUGAAAGGACCCUGAAUGGGAGGACCCCUUCCCAUAUUGUCACCAGCCUCAGUAAACCUUGGGGCAUUCAUACUGAGAAGGAACUUUUUCAGUUUGGUACAUUAGAAGAAGCCUUCUCAUGAAAAGUGUAAUGGAACACUGUUAGCAAAUUCUGCACUGGAAACAUUAUGUGAAGUCAUGCUAAUGAUAAUCCUGUUUACUGUGGAAUAGGUAAUAUGCCAACAAGUUGAAUGGUAGAACAGCAUAAUAUAUACGAUAACGAUAAACUCUUAAGUUCUGUGAGAUGUUUGUUGCAGAACACAUUGCCUAACAGAAUUUUGUGUGUCAUUCUUCUGUUGAAUCAAACAUCGUCUGCGUAUCUAAUCCCCCAUUGCAUAUUUUUAUCAAGAAAGGGAUGCCACAAUAAAAAAAUUAUUUAUGUA
Aethalodelphis obliquidens (Pacific white-sided dolphin) is the source of this 3633-nucleotide messenger RNA. RefSeq names its product zinc finger protein 585A. Bases 443 to 3073 code for a protein of 876 amino acids. The transcript has 4 exons. Gene Ontology annotation, molecular function: RNA polymerase II cis-regulatory region sequence-specific DNA binding; DNA-binding transcription repressor activity, RNA polymerase II-specific. Gene Ontology annotation, biological process: negative regulation of transcription by RNA polymerase II; regulation of cytokine production; regulation of immune system process. Lineage: Eukaryota; Metazoa; Chordata; Mammalia; Artiodactyla; Delphinidae. The record is from RefSeq and is a predicted model, not a curated record. Gene Ontology annotation, cellular component: nucleoplasm.